AUGCAACAGUGCAGUUGUGAUGAUUUUGGAACAACGCAGCCCACUAUCAGCCGUGCAAUAUCACAGACAAUUGAUGCACUGGCUGACCCAGAAGUAAUCUGCCAGUUCGUGGCUUUCCCUCACACCCAGCGUGAAGUGCAGCAAAAACAGGCAGAGUUCAUGCAAGUAACUCAGUUUCCCGGUGUUGUGGGAGUGAUUGAUGGCACUCAUAUAAGAAUUGUGUCUCCUCAUGUCGAUGAACAUGUAUAUGUGAACAGGAAACGCUAUCACAGCAUAAAUGUGCAAGUAGUAUUUGAUGCUCACUAUAAGAUUCUUGACAUUGUGGCAAGGUGGCCUGGCUCAGUCAACGAUGCAAGAAUACUAGAUAAGUCAGCACUCAAACUGAUGUUUGAGGAACAACAUGUACCUGCAGGAUGCUACCUUCCCGGGGACAGUGGCUAUCCCUGUAAGCAGUGGCUCCUCACUCCUUACCUUCGCCCUCAAACUGUUGCACAAGCUAAUUAUAACAGCCCCUACAAGAACCGGUCCCUGCCCCCUUUGGGCACGCUCUCCUCCCAAGGCUAA
Molecule: messenger RNA, 564 nt
Organism: Scylla paramamosain (green mud crab)
Lineage: Eukaryota; Metazoa; Arthropoda; Malacostraca; Decapoda; Portunidae
Product: putative nuclease HARBI1
Exons: 2
Coding region: 1-564 (187 amino acids)
Source: RefSeq, a predicted model, not a curated record